Molecule: messenger RNA, 1560 nt
Organism: Cavenderia fasciculata
Lineage: Eukaryota; Evosea; Eumycetozoa; Acytosteliales; Cavenderiaceae
Exons: 7
Coding region: 1-1560 (519 amino acids)
Source: RefSeq, a predicted model, not a curated record
AUGUCAAUUGUCAACGACAGAUUAAAUGAAUCAACCAAAAUGUUGUUGUUAUCUUUAUUUAUUUACUCAAUCAUUUCAUUGAAUGCACAUUUAGUAAACUCAGCAAUAUGGAUCAUUAGACAAUACAGUAGUACGAUUCAAGAGAAUGAAGCAGCUAUUUGUAGUUCAGGUAACUUUAUAUGUUCAACGGCGGGAACACCUACUCGUCAUAUCACUAAAAUUGACAUGUUUACAUACGAUACAACGACUACUGGUUUGUUACCUGAUCCCUCAUUGAUUGCAUUUGAUUUCCCAGAGAUGGCAGAGAUACAAAUUAGGGCUUUACAAUUGGUAAAGUUGGGUAGUAAAAACAUUCUAACUUUCAUCAAUAAUAUUAAUAUGCCUGUCAUUAGUAAAAUCACAAUUACAUCAGAUGCAUCUGUCACUUUAAUCCCAGAGGGAUAUACAAUCGGAUUACCAUCUUUAAAAUUUUUGACGAUCCAAGGAACUUAUCUCAUACAAGACAUGGUACCAUUUAACUUUGGACCUGUCAUUGAACAGGUAAGGAUUCCUGUUAAUGGUUAUGUGUCGUUUGAUCCAAGCAUCGUUCAUACCAUGCUGAACACACUUAAUCUUCAAUUGCGAUUGCCAAGUACCCAAUUGGCCUUAACAAUCCCACACCAAUCCUUCCCAGUGUUGCAAACAUCUAGUACAGAGGUAGUGACUAAUUAUGCCACUGAUCAUCAUCCCUUUUCAUUAACGAUGGAUGCCAAACCAUUCCAAUUUUAUUUCCGAGAUAACAAGUUACAGGAUAUUCCUUGGAACAAUCUGGUCGCCGGACAACCAAACAUUCUUCUCGAUGUAAGACUCAACCCAACACUAGUUACUACCACCGUUCCACAGUCAUUUUGUAAAAACAGGUUGUUUAUCGAGGGAUGUCCCAACAUUACCAAUGUACCAGACUGUUUAAAAUGCUACCAAAAAGAUCCAUUGGUUUUUAGAACUAGUAUUCCUCUUGAUCCAAGUUUCAUUUGUCCCAUCUCAUUUUAUAAUGACACUAUUCUAACUGUAGGUGGAUUUGGUGAUCUGUUUGGUGUUAAUAUCGGUUACGGUAAUCUCGAUAGCACGAGUUUUUUGAAUGCAAUCAUUCCAAACAGUCAUUUAAGGUACUAUGAUAUGUUGAAACAAUCUGGACCUGCAAGAACAGUCUCACUCACUUUGAAUAACAAUUACCCAGAGUACAAGUACGACUUUACAGUACUAGAAGUUGGCAUUAUAAUACAGACAGAUUCCGUGGGACUCGCUGGUCAAUUUCCCAAUCAGACUUGUAGAUUUAUUUCUUUUCCAAAUCUAAUCAAUCCAUCACUCGCACACACCAUCAAAAUCAAUCAUGACAUUGAUUGUGUCAUUUCAAGUACUGUGGCACCCUUUUCUCUAUUAUUUUGCAAUACCACUGGCCACUCAUUUUCUCCAGGUCAAAAUGUUACAUACACUAUUUCAAAUGCUCAUUACACUUCUGUUGAUCGUUAUAUGAUCAUUCCAUGUAACUAUCUCAUUAAUACAUAUAUAUAUAUCAAUUGA